Molecule: messenger RNA, 3690 nt
Organism: Porites evermanni
Lineage: Eukaryota; Metazoa; Cnidaria; Anthozoa; Scleractinia; Poritidae
Source: the annotation of a GenBank genome assembly
ACGCGACGAGCUUCGACGAGCUACAGAUCGUGAAUGGCUAGUGCAGUCAUAAAACGAAAUUUCUUUGGUAAGUCUUAUUCUUUUUGUAGGGUACGUGAGAGUGAGCGUUAACAAGCAGUGUACAUAAUAUUUUAAUGCCCGAUAGCCCGUCAAUGCUGCAAAUUGAUCGCGUGACCUGAAGAGCAGCUCAAAGCUUAAGUACCGGUAAAUUGAAAUAAUCUCUUAAGAAAACUGACUCCCGUCUAAAUGAACCAGCAGCAUAUAGUUCCAUUUAGGUUCAUCAUAAUAGGGAAAAUGAACUGGAACUUGAUGAACCCUAAUAAUUACAUGUACAGUGCAAUUAAAAUUCAGAGUCAAUCAUUCGGUUUUCGGCGUUGUGCUAAUUAACCCUAUUACAUAAGCACUUGUUUCCAUAUCUCAAACCGCCCUUGGAUACCUUGUGAUGCCUACACAAAGUAAUUUCAUACCUAUGAGUGAGCCCUGACAAUACUGAUUAGGGUUAAGCACAGAUAUUACUGAUGAGGGUUAAGAACUGAAAAUACUGAUCAGGGUUAAGCACUGACCAUACUGAUUAGGGUUAAGCACUGAAAAGACUGAUUAGGGUUAAUGGUUAGCUUCUAUUUAGGGUUGGGGUUUUCGCUAUGGUACUUAAAUCAAACUUGUUUCCUGCAGCGGAUCCUCGGUGGUCUAGUGCUGAGGACAUGAGGAGACUGCGGACCCGGUACUCCGUGAUCGAAUCCUGCUUGUAUUUAUGGAAAUUCUUUUUUCCUUUAAAAUUAAAGAGACUUCCACUUUGACAACAUUUGUUGAACAGAAACUGAGUCAAGAAACUUAGAAAUUUCAUGUAAGUGUAAGUGAAAAGGGAGAGGGUGGUUUGAGAUAUGGAAACAAGCACUCUCGCAUUACAUGGAAGGGACAGUGAGCUUUGUGUGACAGAGGAAGAGCCAUAACUGAAUUAUGGAGGGGUAGGGGCUGGGGUUACUUGAACUAUGUAAGUUUGGGGACACCCAGCAGGUAUAUAACACUUUCUAAAGCUACAUGCAAACAGACAAAGUAACUGCCAACAUUGGUGGGCCAACAAUGUUGGGAGUUGUUGGGUCUGCAGUCACAGUGGUGUGCAAAGAGACGCAACAACUCCCAACAUUGGUGGGCCAACAAUGUUGGGAGUUGUUGGGUCUGCAGUCACAGUGGUGUGCAAACAGACGCAACAACUCCCAACAUUGGUGGGCCAACAAUGUUGGGAGUUGUUGGGUCUGCAGUCACAGUGGUGUGCAAAGAGAUGCAACAACUCCCAACAUUGGUGGGCCAACAAUGUUGGGAGUUGUUGGGUCUGCAGUCACAGUGGUGUGCAAACAGACACAACAACUGCCAACAUUGGUGGGCCAACAAUGUUGUGAGGUGUUGGGCCUGUAGUCACAGUGGUGUGCAAACAGAUGCAACAACUCCCAACAAUUUGUUGACCUGCAGUGUAUUGUGGGAGGGAUACAGGCUAUAAGACUUUGGAGACCAUGUGUAAUGUGCAUGCAUGGUCCCAUUAUUGUUGAAGGAGCUGUGCAAAUGGAUGCAACGUUGUUGUGCUAUGCCUCGGCGAUCAUAAAACAAAAAAACAUGAAACAAAAAAACCCAUGUUGGGAGUUGUUGGGCAACAACUUGCAACAGGGUGUCCAAACAGGUGCAACAUGUACCAUCCAAUGAUGCUGGGAGUUGUUGGCCAACAAUGUUGUGUCCAUUAGCAUGGGGCUUAACUUUCAAAUAUUAAUAUUGGAAUCUACUGCCUAUGGGGAGCAAGGAUAGAGGUAUAAAUACAUAGUUAAUUAAGUAUGUUUUUUUUGUUUCAGAUAAAUAAAGAUAAAACAAUUAUUGUUUUAUCCUCUAAUAAGUUCUAGCAUAUUUCAAAGAAAGGAAAAUAAAAGAUGCUUGGAGUCUCUAAUGUGAUUUCACCACAGUCACUGUCCAAUCUACUGGGAAAGCAAUGGUACAGAGUCAAGGCUGCACUGUGUAUUAUGUUGUUAAUGGCAGCAAUGCCACUCUGUUUUAUCUUCACCACUUGUGUCUGGUUGUUUGGUAGAAAGUCUGAACAGCAUGACUAUCUUGAAGCAUCUCUUAGACGAACUGUGUUAGUGUCAGGAUUAGCCCACACAAAGGGUUUACAUAUUGCCAAAACACUGGGAAAGGCUGGUCAUCGUGUAAUUUUGGCUGACUUAGAAGAAUUUGGUUGUUCUGCUGCACAAUGGUCUUGCUUCAUUUCAAAGUUCUACACAGUCCCAGAUUUAAAUUCCCUGGAUGGCAAUGAGGCUUAUAUCAAAGGAAUGAUUAAUGUUGCAAAGACAGAGAAGAUUGAUUGGUACAUCCCAGUGAGCCAUACAAAAACAGCCCUUUCUGACUCAAUAAUCAAACAGCGUCUUGCCGAGGUGAAUCCGCAAAUCAAAUGUCUGACUUUUGAUGAUCCAAAAUUGACAGCCAUUCUUGAUGAUAAGCUUCUUUUUCUAGAAGAAUGCCACAACCUAAAUCUGAGGGUACCUUACUUUAAAAAAGUACAUAGCUUGGCAGAGGUCCGUGAGGUGGCCAAGAAAGGGCUGUUUCUGAACUCCAAAUCACAUUACUUUUUGAAACCUCUGAAGCCAUACUCUGAAGACAGACUGAACUUCACCCCUAUACCAAGCGACUUUACUGAAUUUGAGAAGUUCUUAGCUAACUAUGAAUCAAAGCUUAAUUGUGACAAUCCAUAUCUGGUUCACCAGUUUGUAAAAGGAAAAGAAUUUGCUGCCAAUGCCAUUGUUUCCAAAGGAAAUCUUCAAGCUUUUCAAGUCUGUCCUUGUUCACCAAUGCAAAUUGACUAUGAUGUUACCAAACACCCUGAGAUAAAGAAAUGGGUGGAAGGGUUUUGUAAAGCCAAGAAAAUCACUGGUUGUAUUUGCCUCGACUUCCUUGAAGAUGACGACUCUGGCGAAGUUUAUUGCAUAGAGUGUAAUCCACGUCUUCACUCAUGUGUGGUUUCUUACCAGAUGAAGCCAAAUCUUGAAGCAGCCAUACGUGGAGCUAUGGAAGAUCAAUUCCAGUUACCAACGCCAUCAGAGCCAUCAGCUUCGUCAAAACAUGUCUAUUGGUUGUACAAUGAAAUUGCCAAACUUGGCCUUUUUCAGCAGGGAAUAGGAGAAUUCAUUUACACCUUGAUAAAUGGUAGAGAUGCAGUAUUUGAUGCAAGUGAUCCAUGGCCUUUCUUCAUGCUUAAUCACUACCAAAUGCCUGUUAUGCUGUUAAAGGCGUUCAUGAUCGGAAAAAGAUGGACAAUUACGAACUACUGUCUAGGACAACUACGAUAAACAUUUCUCCCGUUUUUUGAUUUGUCCAAAAAUAUAUUUCUAAGAAUUGUGUUAAAGAAAUUUUUAGAAUUGUGUUAUAGAAAUUGACAGUGUCAAUUUUCUCUGUGUCAGCCAGUGGCUAAGUUAUGUGGGGGAGUCUUACUUGAAAAGGGGUGCAAGAAAAAACUCAGUUUUAGAGGAUCAAAGACCACGACUUGAUAUAUUUAUGAAUUGCCUGUUAGUUUAAUAUAAUUAGUGUUACAGUUUGCAUUUGCUUGCUAACAGUAUACAAAUAACGUUAACAGAAUUGUCAAAAAGGUUUAGGAUGUAGGCUGGCCUCCCAGAUAAUUAAGUAGCUAUUCAAUAAUGGGUAUUGUUAUAAUGUCUU